Messenger RNA from Cajanus cajan (pigeon pea), 2772 nucleotides. Its product is annotated as protein STRUBBELIG-RECEPTOR FAMILY 6. Gene Ontology annotation, biological process: protein phosphorylation. Gene Ontology annotation, molecular function: protein kinase activity; protein binding; ATP binding. The record is from RefSeq and is a predicted model, not a curated record. Lineage: Eukaryota; Viridiplantae; Streptophyta; Magnoliopsida; Fabales; Fabaceae.
GAAAAGGAAAAUAAUGAAUAAUGAAUAAUGAAUUUACAAAAUAUAGAGUAUACUAUAUACAAUAAUUACGUGAUAAGGCGAUACGUGCUUGCCAGCUUUACUCGGCAAUGGUGGCAACAUAUUUAGUGAUGAACCCAUAAUAUAUUAUUAUCAAAAAUUAAAAAUUGGCCAAAAGGGGUUGAUUGCACAUCCUUUUAGCUUUCUGGGUAGGAAGAAUUUUGCGAGAAAAGAUUGAUUGGGAAAAAAGAUGGUGUUGGAUCCAAAGCUGGUGCUGGUGGUGUUCAUCAGCACCUGCAUUCUGGCCAUCAAUGGAGGCACAGAUCCAAAUGACGUGGCUUCUCUAAAGGGUAUGUAUCAAAGUAUGAACUCGCCAACCCAACUAAAUUGGAAUGGUGAUGAUCCUUGUGGACAGUCUUGGCAAGGCAUUACUUGCUCUGGCAAUCGUGUAACAGAAAUUAAGUUACCUGGUCGUACACUAACCGGAUCUUUGGGUUACCAGCUAGAACCCAUGACAUCUGUGACAAACCUAGACCUGAGUAACAACAAUCUUGGUGGCACCAUACCAUACCAACUUCCUCCUAAUCUGCAGUACUUAAAUCUUGCAAAUAAUAAUUUCAACGGGCAAAUCCCUUAUUCUCUUUCUGAUAAGACUUCUCUUAUAGUCCUGAAUCUUGGUCACAAUCAGCUCCAGCAAGGAAUUAAUGUUGAUUUUCAAAAGCUCUCUUCUCUCAACACAUUGGAUCUAUCGUUCAAUUCUUUGUCAGGUGACCUGCCUCAGACUUUGAGCUCACUUUCAAGCAUAAGCACCAUGAAUCUGCAAAGCAACCAAUUUACAGGCACCAUUGAUGUCCUUGCUAAUCUGCCUCUUGAUAAUCUGAAUGUGGAAAACAAUCAUUUUACCGGCUGGAUACCAGAACAAUUGAAAAAUAUAAACCUACAGAAGGAUGGUAAUGCAUGGAGCUCAGGACCUGCACCCCCACCUCCUCCUGGGACACCUCCAGUAACAACAAGAAACCGAAAUCACAAAUCUGGCGGCCAUACCACAUCAGAUGGUGACUCAAAUGAUGGCGGAGACAAAAAAUCUGGUAUAGGCGGUGGUGGCAUUGCUGGAAUAGUGAUCUCCAUCCUGGUUGUUGGGGCAAUAGUAGCAUUCUUUCUGGUGAAGAGGAGAUCCAAAAAGUCAUCUAAUGAUGUUGAAAAGCUUGACAAUCAGCCCUUGGCUCCUCAUACUUCAAAUGACGUGCAUGAAAUGAAUUCCAUGCAAACUUCAUCGGUUAUUGACUUGAAGACAUUUGAUACAACUUCGGCCCCAAUAAGCCUUAAACCUCCACCUUUUGAUCGUCACAAAUCAUUUGAUGAAGAUGAGUUUUCAAAGCAGCCCCCGGUUGUAGUCAAUAGGCCCAUUACAGUCAAGAAGACUGUCACAGCUCCUGCAAAUGUAAAAUCAUAUUCUAUAGCUGACCUACAGAUUGCUACUGGAAGCUUCAGUGUGGAUCAGCUUCUUGGAGAGGGGUCUUUUGGUCGUGUGUACCGUGCUCAAUUUGACAAUGGAAAGGUUCUUGCUGUGAAGAAGAUAGAUUCAUCUGUCCUUCCCAAUGAUUUGUCUGAAGAUUUUGUAGAAUUAGUUUCAAACAUAUCCCAUUUGCAUCAUCCGAAUGUGACAGAGCUUGCAGGUUAUUGUUCAGAGCAUGGACAGCAUCUACUAGUCUAUGAAUUUCAUAAAAAUGGAUCACUGCAUGACUUCCUUCACCUACUUGAUGACUAUAGUAAACCAUUGAUAUGGAAUUCACGUGUGAAGAUUGCUUUGGGGAUUGCACGUGCUUUAGAGUACCUCCAUGAAGUAUGUUCACCAUCAGUUGUUCAUAAGAAUAUAAAGUCAUCCAACAUAUUGCUUGAUGCAGAUCUUAAUCCUCAUCUUUCCGACAGUGGAUUGGCAAACUAUAUUCCAAAUGCAAACCAGGUAUUGAACAAUAAUGCUGGAUCCGGAUAUGAAGCUCCUGAAGUUGGCUUGUCUGGUCAUUACACUCUUAAGAGUGAUGUCUAUAGCUUUGGAGUCGUCAUGUUGGAACUUCUCAGUGGACGAAAACCAUUUGACAGCUCAAGGCCAAGGUCUGAGCAGGCUUUGGUUCGAUGGGCAACACCUCAACUCCACGAUAUCGAUGCUUUGGCUAAAAUGGUUGAUCCUGCAUUGGAAGGACUAUACCCUGUGAAGUCUCUAUCUCGAUUUGCGGAUGUUAUUGCUCUUUGUGUUCAGCCGGAGCCAGAAUUCCGACCACCGAUGUCAGAAGUGGUUCAAGCAUUGGUUCGAUUAGUACAGCGUACUAACAUGAGCAAACGGACGUUUGGAACUGAUCAAGGAGGAUCCAACCAAGGAGGUGAUAACCAAGAAACACAAGACAUGUAAAUGGGAACAAAAGCCUUGUGUUGAUAGAAUGGCAGAAAAGGAAAACAAUAUUAAUAUUUUCAUCAUUUCUUCAUAACCCCUCAGCCAGUUUCUCUCGAGUUAGAUUGGUUGCACCUUUGAUUAUUGAAGCUAGAGAACUAUUGGUGUAUGUUUCUGAGCUAUUUCUUUUAUUGGUGGUAUAAAUUUCAAUAAUUUAACCUUUUGCAAAAUUGAAGCUCGGUUAAGAUUGAUGGUUGCCAUCUUGUUGUAAUAAGUAGGAAUCAUAGUUAAGCUUUUUCAUCCUAUUUUGUGAUUGUAUGGGUCCAAUAUUUUGUAUUAGUCUAAACUCUAAAUAAAUAUUCGACCUGUGUUGGGGUCAUUUUUCUCCA